Molecule: messenger RNA, 2850 nt
Organism: Gryllus bimaculatus (two-spotted cricket)
Lineage: Eukaryota; Metazoa; Arthropoda; Insecta; Orthoptera; Gryllidae
Source: the annotation of a GenBank genome assembly
CAAGCCGCCGCUGGCCCUGCACCUGGUGAAGCAACUGCUGCCUCUGCACCUGCUGACACCGCUCCUGUCUCUACGCCCACCGGCGCCGCUGCUGCCUCUGCACCCGCGGAUGCCGCUAUAGCUUCUUCGCCAGCAGAACUCGCUGCAGGCUCUACCUUCGCUGACGCCGCGUCUGUCUCUGCACCCGCCGACCCUGCUGCUACCUCUGCACCCGCUGACCCUGCUGCUGCUUCUGCACCUGCGGAUGUGGUGGUUCCCUCUUCAGCAGCUGAAGCCUCUGUAGCUUCAUCUGCACCAGCUAACGCCGCGGCUUCUUCUCCACCAUCUGUCACCGCUGCUGUCUCUGCACCCGCUGACGCCGCCGCUGUCUCCGCACCUGCGGACGUGGUGGUAGCCUCUUCAGCCGCUGACAUCUCUGUAGCAGCACCAGUGGAUGCCUCUGCUGCCUCUGCCCCAGCGGAUGUCGCUGCUGUCUCUGCAUCAGCGGACGCCGCUGCCGUCUCAUUAGCACCUGACGCCACUGUAGCUUCUUCUCCUGCAGCCUCCGCUUCUGCACCAACUCAAGCUGCUGCUUUUCCUGCACCUAAUGACGUCGCUAUCCCCUCUUCAGCAGCUGACUCUGCACCAUCUAAUGCCGCAGUUGCCUCUGCAUCAGCCGACGAUGCCUCUGCCUCUAUACCUGUUGCCUCUGCACCAUCCGAACCCGCUGUUGCCUCUGCUCCCGCUGACGCCGCUGCUGCCUCUGGACCUGCUAACGGAGCUGGUGCCUCGGCAGCCGCUGAUGCCGCUAUACCAUCUUCACCAGCAGUCGGAGGCCCCUCUUCUUCAGCUAUCGCGGGUGUUGCGUCUGCACCAGCUGAUGCCUCUGCACAACUUGGCACAUCUGCACCAGUUAGCGCGCCAGUUGCUUCUUCACCAGAUAAUGCCGCUGUUGCCUCUGCAUCUGCAGACGCAACGGUUACUCUCGGACAAUCCGACGGUCUAUCCGUUUCUCCACCUGCCGUGUCUGUACCAGUCGGUACAGUAGUAUUGUCUUCAGCUGAUGUCUCUGCACCAUCUGAUGCCGCAUUAUCUGCAUCAGUCAAUGCUGUAUCUUCACCUGGGCCAAUCGGUUCUUCACCAACGUCUGCAGCUGCCAUUUCCUCUGAAGUUAUAGGUACUAAGUCGGUCGCCAACUCUGCAGCUCAAACCCCUGUUUCUGGUGAGCCUGUACAAUCCCCUGCUGCUCCUACUACGGCAGGAGAGAAUUCUGGAGGAAUUUUUGCUAGUUUUGCCAAUGUGUUGCCUGCUAUUGCUUCAUACAUUCCAUUUUCUCUACCCUCUUUCUCAUCAGCCAAUGAAGCCGCUUCUGUCGAACCAGCUCCCUCUCUGCCUUCUGCAGUGUUGUCGGUUCCUUCCCCCACCGCUUCUGAAGUCACCCUACCAAUUGCGACAAAUCCAGCUCCUGCACCAGCAGCCGGAGCUUCUCCCACUGUACGAAAUGCCGUCAACGCCAAACUGUCUGCGGUGGCCGCUGUGAAGGCCCAAGCAGCCCAGGCUGCUCAAGCAGCGAGUUCACAAGGAAUUGUUGCUGCCGACCAGGCGAGCUGGCAACAGUGGCAAGCUGGUCAGUCCUCCAUUGCUCAGGCGGUACAGGGGGUAGUAGACGCACAGAACCAGGCAUCGAACCAAGCAUCAUCAACUAUCGUUGCUUCUCAACAGGCGCUGGAGCAACAACAGACCGCCGAACAGGCACAAUCGGUUGUCGUCGAAGAAGUUGGAGCUGCGCCCGUUGGUGUUGGAACGCAGCAAACCGCCCAAGAAGCCCAAGUAGCGGGCCUACAGAGAGCCCAGAUUGCCAGAUUUGCCGGUCUGCAAAGAGCACAGGCAGCGCGAGAGCUAGCUUUGAAACAGGGAUCGGUAGGAACACAAGUCAUCCAAACUGCUCAAGAAGCGCAAGUUGCUGGAAUUCAGAGAGCACAAGCAGCCCAAGCUGCUGGCAUCCAGAGAGCACAAGCAUCUCAAGCAGCUGGUAUUCAGAGCGCACAAGCAUCUCAAGCAGCUGGUAUUCAGAGCGCACAAGUAGCUCAAGUUGCCGCCUCCCAGAGUUCACAGGUAAUUCAGACUGAAGGCAUUCAGAUUGCACAAGGUGCUGAAGCCUCUGGAAUUCAGAGAGCACAAGAAGCCCAAGCAGCUGGUAUCCAGAGGGCACAAGUAGCUCAAGCAGCUGCAAUUCAGAGAGCUCAACAAGCUCAAGGAGCUGGCGUCCAGUGGGCGCAACAAUUCCAAGCAGCCGGCAUCCAGAGAGCACAAGAAGCGAGAGCAUCUGGACUCCAGAGGGCACAAGUAGCCCAAGCAGUUGGCAUACAGAGAGCACAAGAAGCUCAAGCAGCUGGAAUCCAGAGUGCUCAACAAGCUCAAGUUGCUGGCGUCCAGUGGCCACAACUAUCCCAAAUUGCCGGCAUUCAGAGAGCACAAGAAGCGAGAGCAUUUGGACUGCAAAGGGCACAAGAAGCACAGGCUGCCGGUAUUCAGAGAGCACAAGAAGCUAGAGCAGCCGAACUCCAGAGAGCACAGCAAGCCCAAGCCUCUCAAGCUACAGGCAUCCACAGAGCAAUUGAAGCAAAUGCUGCCGGUCUCCAGAGGGCACAAGAGACCCAAGAUAUUGGCCUCCAGAGGGCUCUAGAAGCUAAAGCAGCGGGUCUCCAGAGGGCACAAGAAUCGCGCGAAGAGCGGCGGAAGCCGCACAGCGAGCCGAAGAAGAAAGAGCACAAGCCCUGCUCGCGGCCCAGCAACGGCGGGAAGAAGGCCUCCGACGAGCCGAAGAGGCCCGGCGGAUCGCUCUGCAAAGAGCGGCGCAGGCGAGACAAC